AUCCUCUUUUCAGCCUCCUUUCCCUGGACCGGGGCUGCCUGGUGGCUCCUGAUGAGUUCUUGCAUAGCACACGGCUUGCUGAGGCAUGGGAUGAGCAGACAAAAGAGAAGCACAGGAAAAUGGCGCUGGAGGUUAACAUGUCAAAAGAGCACCUGUUUCCCUGGAGGGACAUGACCUGGCAGGCAAAAGCUGACAAUGAAGGGCUCAGGCAGAGGCUGUGGGACCUGGAGAAGGCACUGGAGCAGGCACAGAAAGACAAGUGAGACAUUCAUGAAGAAAUGACCUGACAACACCAGGAGCUGCAGAAGCAGACAGCAGCCCACAGCCAGUGCUCGAAGGCCAAGGUGAAGAGCCUACAGGAGCAGCUCAGUAGCCUGGACCUUGUGCUGGCCAAGAUGGCAGAGGCCAGCCAGCACUGGAAAGAAGUAGGAAUGACCAUCGCCAUGAAGCACAAGGAGCACCUGCAAGAGUUCAGCCUCAACCCCUUGGAGAUACAGCACUCUGGGGCUCCUGGGACGGGACAAGCUCUCAGCCCCUACCUCCCUAUCAGCAAUCUUGGAGAGCUUUCCACAUCCACUGUUCAACACUCCAGCAGCCCUGGGCUAGUGGCCUGA
Nestor notabilis (Kea) is the source of this 614-nucleotide messenger RNA. RefSeq names its product coiled-coil domain-containing protein 153-like. The annotation marks the transcript as partial. The transcript has 6 exons. Lineage: Eukaryota; Metazoa; Chordata; Aves; Psittaciformes; Psittacidae. The record is from RefSeq and is a predicted model, not a curated record.